UUUUUUUUUUUUUUUCUUCCAAAUUUUGUAAAACCUUUUACGCCCUCUUUCGUCCUUCCAUAGCGGCAGCAGGAGCAGCAGCGGGAGGAAGAAGAUGAGCACAAGAAGAGGCCCGCCAAAGCAUCAAAAUCGAUACGCCUGGAAACCUAACGCCGGCCUCAAGAUCAACGAGACGGAAGUUGGGGGUAGGCUGAAACCCUACUCCGAGAUCACGGGAGUCUGCUCUCGCUGUAAAGAACAGAUCGAUUGGAAACGCCUUUAUGGCAAAUACAAGCCUCUUAAAGAGCCUGCCAAAUGUCAGAGAUGUUCCAAACGCAAUGUUCGUCAGGCUUACCACAAUUUAUGUUUUGGUUGUGCAAAGGAGCAUAAUGUGUGCGCGAAGUGUUGUUGCAAAGUGGAUCAUAUACUUGGAAGAGACGCAACUGAAGUAGAGGCUGAGCAAAAAAUGCUUGAGGAGGCCAUUAAAAAUGCACGGGAAAGGGACAGGAGAACUCUACUACGUGCAAAACAGAGUAUACAAUCUGGAAAAGAUUCUUCCUGUGCAAAAUGUGCAAGACCUUUAGGGAAAGUAUUCAUCUCUAAGUUUAAUGAGUAUUAAGAUGAACAAAGAUAAACCAAAGAGCUCUGCUAAAACCCCAACCCUUAAUGAAAGCAAGGUUGGUGAAAUAUUUCCAGCUAUGUCGCUUGAGCAAUAUGCCGGGUCAGGAAAAAAUGAUGAUUAUGAGGUUCACAAUCAAGACCAAGAUGAUGAUAGCAAUGACGGUGAUAAUCAUGACUGUGAUGGUGAAAGUGGUGAUUUAGAAGAUACUGAAGAUGAUCAAGAAGAUGAGGACUGAGUUCUUAAUCAGAUGUAACAAGGGCAAUCGCUUGGUUUUAGCAAAGCUUGCAGAAAGAUUUAUCUUUUCCUUUAAUCAAGUCAACCUUUUGUUGCUUGCCUAAAGGAUAAAAAAGUAGGAGGAAAACAAAAGGUCAAGCUGUUAUCUGGUUUUUGUUUAUUUUCUUGAUAUUUUUUCCAGCUUAAUAUAUGUUUAUAAAUUUAUGUGCUCUGAAAUGAUGUUCAUUGAAGAUGAAUUUUUUAAGAAAUUAGCAACACGAAAUUUGAUUCAUCAAUUAAUUUUGCCAAGGCUUAUAAAAA
Messenger RNA from Carica papaya (papaya), 1135 nucleotides. The record is from RefSeq and is a predicted model, not a curated record. NCBI's taxonomy places the organism in Eukaryota, Viridiplantae, Streptophyta, Magnoliopsida, Brassicales, Caricaceae.